Molecule: messenger RNA, 2809 nt
Organism: Cynocephalus volans (Philippine flying lemur)
Lineage: Eukaryota; Metazoa; Chordata; Mammalia; Dermoptera; Cynocephalidae
Gene: NIBAN2
Product: niban apoptosis regulator 2
Exons: 14
Coding region: 74-2305 (743 amino acids)
Source: RefSeq, a predicted model, not a curated record
GCCAGCGGCGUCCGCCUGAGCAGCGCGGGCAGCGGCGGGCGGCGGCCGGGUCGGGCCGCGGCUCUUCCUCGCCAUGGGGGACGUGCUGUCCACGCACCUGGACGACGCCCGGCGCCAGCACAUCGCAGAGAGAACCGGGAAGAUCCUGAGGGAGUUCCUCCAUUUUUACCAGGACCAGUAUGGCGUGGCGCUCUUCAGCAGCAUGCGCUACGAGAUCGAGGGCACGGGGCUGCCGCAGGCCCAGCUGCUCUGGCGCAAGGUGCCUCUGGAUGAGCGCAUCAUCUUCUCGGGGAACCUCUUCCAGUACCAGGAGGACAACAGGAAGUGGAGGAACCGCUUCAGCCUCGUUCCCCACAACUAUGGACUGGUGCUCUAUGACAACAAAGUGGCUUAUGAGCGGCAGGUCCCACCCCGAGCCAUCAUCAACAGUGCAGGCUACAAAAUCCUCACCUCCGUGGACCAGUACCUGGAGCUCGUUGGCAACUCCUUACCAGGGACCACAUCAAAAUCAGGAACCGCCCCCAUCCUUAAGUGCCCCACGCAGUUCCCGCUCAUCCUCUGGCACCCUCAUGCACGUCACUACUACUUCUGCAUGAUGACGGAAACCGAGCAGGACAAGUGGCAGGCUGUUCUGCAGGACUGCAUCCGGCACUGCAACAAUGGGAUCCCCGAGGACUCCAAGGUGGAGGGCCCUGCAUUCACGGACGCCAUCCGCAUGUACCGCCAGUCGAAGGAGCUCUACGGCACCUGGGAGAUGCUGUGCGGGAAUGAGGUGCAGAUCCUGACCAACCUGGUGAUGGAGGAGCUGGGCCCUGAGCUGAAGGCAGAGCUUGCCCCACGGCUGAAGGGAAAACCUCAGGAGCGGCAGCGGCAGUGGAUCCAGAUCUCAGACACCGUGUACCGCAUGGUGUAUGAGCAGGCCAAGGUGAGCUUCGAAGCCGUGCUGUCCAAGUUGCAGCUGGCCCGGCCGGCCAUGGAGGCAGUCAUCCGCACCGACAUGGACCAGAUCAUCACCUCCAAGGAGCACCUGGCCAGCAAGAUCCGAGCGUUCAUCCUCCCCAAGGCUGAGGUGUGUGUCCGGAACCACGUCCAGCCCUACAUCCCGUCCAUCCUGGAGGCCUUGAUGGUGCCUACUAGCCAGGGCUUCACCGAAGUGCGAGACAUCUUCUUCAAAGAGGUCACCGACAUGAACCUGAAUGUUAUCAAUGAGGGUGGCAUUGACAAGCUGGGCGAGUACAUGGAGAAGCUGUCCCAGCUGGCGUUCCACCCCCUGAAGAUGCAGAGCUGCUAUGAGAAGAUGGAGCCCCUGCGGCUGGACGGGCUGCAGCAGCGCUUCGACGUGUCCAGCACAUCCGUGUUCAAGCAGCGAGCCCAGAUCCACAUGCGUGAGCAAAUGGACAAUGCCGUGUACACCUUCGAGACCCUCCUGCACCAGGAGCUGGGGAAGGGGCCCACCAAGGAGGAGCUGUGCAAGUCAAUCCAGCGGAUCCUGGAGCGGGUGCUGAAGAAAUAUGACUAUGACAGCAGCUCUGUGCGGAAGAGGUUUUUCCGGGAGGCGCUGCUGCAGAUCACCAUCCCGUUCCUGCUAAAGAAGCUGGCCCCCACCUGCAAGUCGGAGCUGCCCCGGUUCCAGGAACUGAUCUUCGAGGACUUCGCCAGGUUCAUCCUGGUGGAGAACACGUAUGAGGAGGUGGUGCUGCAGACCGUCAUGAAAGACAUCCUGCAGGCCGUGAAGGAGGCCGCAGUGCAGAGGAAACACAACCUGUACCGGGACAGCAUGGUCAUGCACAACAGCGACCCCAACCUGCAUCUGUUGGCUGAGGGCGUACCCAUUGAUUGGGGCGAGGAGUAUGGUGACAGCGGUCGCAGCCCCAGCCCUGGUGCCCCAGAAGCAGCCACCCUCUCGGAAAAGCGGCGGCGCGCCAAGCAGGUGGUCUCCGUGGUCCAGGACGAGGACGCAGGGCUGCCCUUCGAGGCUGGCCCUGAGCCACCGUCACCAGCGUCCCCGGACAGUGUCACUGAGCUCUGUGGUCUGCUAGCCCAGGAUCUGCGGGCUGAGAGCCCUCCGCCAGCUGGCCUCCUGCUCAAUGGGGCCCCCGCCCAGGAGAGUCCCCAGCCGGUGGCAGCCCCCGAGGCCUCGCUGCCUUCCUCACCCCUCCGGCAUCUCCCACCUGGAAAGGCUGUGGACCUGGAGCCCCCCAAGCCCAGUGACCAGGAGACUGGGGAGCAGGUGUCCAGCCUCAGCGGUCGCCCCCCCAUCCACACCACCACCGAGGACAGCGCAGGGGUGCAGACGGAGUUCUAGGGCGGUCGGCUGUGCUUCUGUUGGACACGGCACACGGCAGCUCCCCCUGAGGCACUGAUGGGCUCGGAGGAGGGAGACCCCGUCUGUGCCUCGGGGGUGGAGGUGGGCAGGGGCUGGCGUGUGCCUCCAGGGACUGGGCAGGGACGGGUCCACCUGUCACUUUACUGUCACUUUGCUCCCUGUUUUCUCUUCUGCGGGAUGAUCUCGGACGCAGGGUCUGGUUUCGGGGUUUCCUCCUUGUGCUGGGGGCUGGACAAGGCUGAAGGGGGCAAGGGGACCCCCCCUCCCGCCCUUCUUCUGUGGUCUCUUUCCCUCAUGGGUCUUGCUGAGAGGGAGGUGAAAGCGUCUCGCGCUGUGACGUGAGGCCCGUGGACCCCUCCUGUCUCGCCUGGGGACCAGGAAGAUGGAGGCAGAUGGGCGCCGAGGGCCCUCCCUGUCCCGCUUCCUCCGUGCUCCCCCCAGCUGGGCCCCAAAGGCCAGUUUUGGCACGGACGCUGCCCCGCU